AUGCAAGCCCCUAUGGCCACAUUACCUCUUCAGGUGGAAGCAGCUUAUGGUCCUUCAUCUCUGUAUUCCCAAGUAGUGGAGAAACCACCAGCCCCGCGUCGGCCUCUCGGAGACUGGGAGCGCUCGCGCCGGGAGGCCUCGGUCCCCAGCGGCGGCGCGCGGAGGUGCCAGCCGGGCCUCGCCCCGGGCGUCGCUCGUGCCACAGGCGCCCUCCACCUGUGCCAUGGGCGGGUGGCCGCCCUCGCUUACUCGAGGAGAGAGCUAAGCCUCUCUGCUGGAUACCUGCAGCUGGGGCGCAAAUGCCAAGAUUUCACCUCUUCUGCAAGUAGAAAGCUCUACUUUGAUACCCAUGCCUUAGUGUGUUUACUCGAAGAAAAUGGGUUUACUACUCAACAAGCAGAAAUCAUUGUAUCUGCACUGGUCAAGAUCACAGAGGCCAACAUGGAUAUCAUCUACAAAGACAUGGUCACGAAGGUGCAACAGGAGAUCACUCUUCAGCAAAUAAUGUCUCAGAUUGCCAGUGUCAAAAAAGAUAUGAUUAUUUUGGAGAAGAGUGAAUUUUCAGCCCUCAGAGCAGAAAAUGAGAAAGUAAAGCUUGAACUACAUCGGUUAAAACAACAAGUAAUGGAUGAAGUGAUGAAAGUCCGAACAGAUACCAAAUUAGACUUCAAUCUAGAAAAGAGCAGAGUAAAAGAAUUGUAUUCUUUAAACGAAAGGAAGCUGCUGGAAAUGAGGACAGAAAUGGUGGCAUUGCAUGCCCAGCAAGAUCGGGCGGUCACCCAGACAGACAGGAAGAUAGACACUGAGGUUGCUGGUCUCAAAACUAUGCUCGAGUCGCACAAGCUUGAUAAUAUUAAAUAUUUAGCAGGGUCUGUAUUUACGUGUCUAACAGUAGCUCUGGGAUUUUAUCGCCUGUGGAUAUAAUAAAGUUUCUAUUUAAAGAGCUCUCUAUUGUUCUGCCUAAAGAAUACAAAAAUGUUGUGCUUUUUUUUCCCCUUGUUUUAAAUUUUAACCCUGAUUUUUUAAUGCAUAUUAUUUAUUUUAUGCAAAUUAUGGACAUGUAACCAAGACAGAAGUCAGAAAUUUCAUAAUUGCUCUUUUAUCUUUUCUGUUUAGUUGACUUUAUAAUACUGAGUGGGAGUGGACAAAGCAUGGAAGACCACUCAGCUGGAUCAGUAAACUUGGUCUAACUGUGGCACAUUCCAACAGUAAAUAUUUGUAUUACUCUCUACAAUUUUAAAUAUUUUGUCACAUGGAGAAUUUGGGGUCUCCAUUUAAAAGGAACAUUGGUUUUACUAAGUGCUGAAGAAUCAUUGAAACUAAACCUAGAGCACCAAAUCCUCGUUACCUGCUGACCCAGUCCUUAACGUCAGCCAGCCAGUCACUGUGUUAGAGUGUUGUUUCAGCUCUAGUUGGUUGAUAUGUUAAUGAUAUAGCUGUACUUUAUGUCAAAAGGAGACUUUUUAAAAAUUUUCCAUCGUCUUAGUAAGUUACUGUCAUGGUUAUUUUUCAUGUGCCUUCCAUCUAGAAAAUCUUGUUGCUUAAUGAAGUGUAAUUGUAAUGAGGACUCUUGUACCUCUAGAUUUCUCUUCCUCCCUCACAGUUUGAGAGCCAUAAUAAUACUCCACUUGUGGCACUGCCUUUCUAGAAGACUUGCUAAUUCUAAGCAUGGAUAUCUGUGGGACAAGGUCUACUUCCUUCUGGUCUUCUUUUUCUACAAGGGAGGCAGUCUGUUUUCCUUCUGUAGCAGUAUCUAGAUAUUUAGAUAGUACAUGUACUUUUUAGAAAAGCCUUUAAUGAAUAUGCCUUUGCCUAUUACAGUCUCAGAUCAUAGACUUUCAAAAUUAGAGAACUGUCAUGCCAAGUAUGUGAAUUUAGGUUGAUUCCUUUGGUCAUUAAAAACAUUCUCAUGCCUACCUUACCUCUAUAUAUUUAAAACAAAUUAAUUCCUAGAUACAACUGGGGUUGUUUUGAGGAAGCACAUUCUCAUCUUAUUUGUAUGGCACAUGGGAGAAAAUAAGCAUUUUAGAAACGAUGACCCUUUCUAUCUUUCUCCACAUGCAUGCAUGUAUAUAUAACCUGGUACAGUGUGAAACCACCGAUCAAACUGGCACAAUACCCGAUGCUACUGUUCCAACCACACUGCCAAAAAAGUUGCCUUUUGUCCUUUGGAUGUCAUUUUUAAACUUUGGAAAGUAUAAGUCAUUACCUUUUUUAAAAAUAUUGAUGUAACACAGAUUCUGAACUCCAAAUAAGUAUAAAAAUUAA
Messenger RNA from Pteropus alecto (black flying fox), 2268 nucleotides. It is a transcript of the gene MCUR1, whose product is annotated as mitochondrial calcium uniporter regulator 1. Gene Ontology annotation, cellular component: mitochondrion; mitochondrial inner membrane. NCBI's taxonomy places the organism in Eukaryota, Metazoa, Chordata, Mammalia, Chiroptera, Pteropodidae. The transcript is spliced from 10 exons. Bases 1 to 924 code for a protein of 307 amino acids. The record is from RefSeq and is a predicted model, not a curated record. Gene Ontology annotation, biological process: calcium import into the mitochondrion; positive regulation of mitochondrial calcium ion concentration.